AUGGCACGCGCAAUUGGUAUUGAUUUAGGCACUACAUAUUCAUGUGUCGGUAUUUUCCAACAUGGUAAAGUAGAAAUUAUUGCCAAUGAUCAAGGUAAUCGAACAACACCAUCGUAUGUUGCAUUCACUGAUAGUGAACGUUUAAUCGGCGAUGCUGCUAAAAAUCAAGUGGCCAUGAAUCCAAACAACACUAUUUUUGAUGCCAAACGACUUAUUGGUCGUAAAUUUGACGAUACAACUGUUCAAGCUGAUAUGAAACACUGGCCUUUUAAAGUUAUUAGUGAAGGUGGUAAACCUAAAAUUCAAGUCGAAUAUAAAAAUGAAACAAAAUCAUUCACCCCUGAAGAAAUUUCAUCUAUGGUUUUAACAAAAAUGAAAGAAAUCGCUGAAGCUUAUCUUGGUAAAAAAAUUUCAGAAGCUGUCAUUACUGUACCAGCUUACUUCAAUGAUUCUCAACGACAAGCAACAAAAGAUGCUGGUGUUAUUUCUGGUCUUAAUGUUUUACGUAUUAUCAACGAACCGACAGCUGCCGCUAUUGCUUAUGGUUUAGAUAAAAAAGUUUCAGCUGAACGAAAUAUUCUUAUCUUCGAUUUGGGUGGUGGUACUUUUGAUGUAUCAGUACUUAAAAUUGAAGAAGGUAUCUUCGAAGUCAAAUCAACAGCUGGUGAUACACAUUUAGGAGGUGAAGAUUUUGAUAAUCGAAUGGUAACACACUUUGUCCAAGAAUUUAAGCGAAAGAACAACAAAGAUUUAUCACAAAACAAACGUGGUCUUCGUCGUUUACGUACAGCUUGUGAACGUGCUAAACGUACACUAUCAUCAUCAUCACAAGCUUCAAUUGAAAUCGAUUCUCUUCAUGAAGGCGUUGAUUUCUAUUCAACAAUCACACGUGCUCGUUUCGAAGAACUUUGUGCCGAUCUUUUCCGUUCAACACUUGAACCAGUUGAAAAAGCUUUACGUGAUGCUAAAAUGGACAAAGCUAGCAUUCAUGAAAUUGUACUUGUCGGUGGUUCAACACGUAUUCCAAAAGUACAAAAAUUACUUCAAGAUUUCUUCAACGGAAAAGAAUUGAACAAAUCAAUCAAUCCUGAUGAAGCUGUUGCUUAUGGUGCAGCUGUGCAAGCCGCUAUUUUAACUGGUGACAAAUCAGAUGAAGUUAAAGAUGUACUCUUGCUUGAUGUUGCACCACUUUCAUUGGGUAUUGAAACUGCUGGUGGUGUCAUGACAGCUUUAAUCAAGCGUAAUACAACCAUUCCAACAAAACAAACGCAAACAUUCACCACCUAUUCGGACAAUCAGCCUGGUGUCGAUAUUAAAGUCUUUGAAGGUGAACGUUCAAUGACACGAGACAAUCAUUUACUUGGUAAUUUUGAACUUUCUGGUAUUCCACCAGCUCCCCGUGGUGUACCACAAAUUGAAGUUACCUUCGAUAUUGAUGCCAAUGGUAUCUUGAACGUAUCGGCUGUUGAUAAAUCAACUGGUCGUGAAAACAAGAUUACCAUUACCAAUGAUAAAGGUAGAUUAUCCAAAGAUGACAUCGAACGUAUGGUUUCUGAUGCUGAAAAAUACAAGAAAGAAGAUGAAGCUCAACGGGACCGCAUUUCAGCUAAGAAUUCACUUGAAUCCUAUUGCUUCAACAUGAAAACAAGCAUCAGCGAUGACAAGAUUGCAGCGAAAGUUUCGUCAGAUGAUAAAGCUAAGAUUAGUGAAACCAUUGAAGGAGCACUUAAAUGGAUGGAAACCAAUCAAUUAGCUGAAAAAGAAGAGUUCGAACAUAAACUUAAAGAAAUUGAAAAGAUCUGUUCACCAAUUAUGGCUAAACUUUAUGGUGGUGAAGGUGGAGCUCAUGGUGGUGGUGCACCACAUGCUGGUGGUGCUGGAGGUAAACAAGGCAGUAACAAAGGUCCAACAAUCGAAGAAGUUGAUUAA
This is a messenger RNA of Rotaria socialis, 1929 nucleotides long. NCBI's taxonomy places the organism in Eukaryota, Metazoa, Rotifera, Eurotatoria, Philodinida, Philodinidae. The record is from the annotation of a GenBank genome assembly.